AUGACCGAAAUCGAGGUGCCGAGUCGACAACAAGAUCGGUGGCAACAAAUCGAUCGAAUGAAAUCAAAAAGCGCUUGCACAAUUUGCGAUUAUUUGGUGCCGACCUCGUCGACAAGUCGGGAAAAUAAAUACUUUGGAACAAUAACAUGUCCUCAUCAAAAGAAAAGAGAAAAUCAUUUGAAUAUUGAUGUGCAUUCGGCUGGAUGUUCAAUAGUGAAUACACCAAAUCCCUUAGAGAAACAAGGGCAACGUUUCGAUUUUCAUCUACCAACACCACAAUCGCCAAGAUUCCUCAAUUUACCGACUCCUCCCCGUUCUCGUCUCUCCUCUCCAUCACAUUUCACCGAGCACAAGAAAUUCGGUUUCCCACCAAUCUCCGACGAUUCUCAAUCACUGCCUGAGAUUGAAGUUCGACAAAUUGAUCGAGAAGAAUUGCAUUUACCUCAAAUCUGCAACUUGAGCAUUGGAGAGAGUCAUCAAAAUCUACGAGGUGUUCAUUUAAGAGGAAAUCGACGUCAUAGUUUAGCCCCAUUACAACAAAACGUCAAUUUCAAUGUGAUGGCGUCAAUGUACGGAAAAGAUGCUCAAUAUAUGAGAGGUGAAGGAGGAGGGGGGAUGGGUGGCGGAGGUGGACUGUCACCCACUCCAAAAUAUCUCGAUCAUCCACCCGUCUACAAUGGAAAUCCAAAAACAAUCAUCACAAGGACAGUAAACGUUGUUGAAGAGGAUGAUGAAGUUGAAUGCACUCCAUUCAUGUGUACACACUAUAUGGGAGCUCUCAGAUGGUUUCAAUUGCUCUGUUUCUUCAUUUUACAAUGGUUGAUUCAAAUCACUUGUGGAAACGAUGCAUGCACGAUGAUCAUGAACGUUUUUGGAUACAUUGCGCUUGGACAAGUAUUUGUUUUAAUCAUUCUCUUAUGGAUGUCAAUCCUCUGUGUGAUCAUUCUUUCUCUAUAUGGACUCAAUGGACAUCGAUGCAUUCCAGGAGUGAUGAAUGGAUUGGAAAAGCUCUACGCCUUUUCGGGGAUUGUUCUUUUCCCGAUUGCUGGAAUUCUUGGUGCUUGGAUGGCUGGAUUGACUGUUCAUGAAUCGUACAAUUAUCAAGGAAGAGGAUAUGCACAUAUUCGACCACAAUGGAUUGCUGCAGCGGUGAUCGAAUUCCUGAUGGUUCCCCUGUACGUGUUUGAUUUGAUUUGUCAACGUCGUGAGAAUUUCCCAUGGACUGGGAAAGAAUAUAAAGAGGUGACCGGGACACAAGUGACCACAACGCAAAAUUAUAAACCGACUGGCCAAAGCAGUUAUUACAAUGAUUAUCUG
Mesorhabditis belari is the source of this 1317-nucleotide messenger RNA. NCBI's taxonomy places the organism in Eukaryota, Metazoa, Nematoda, Chromadorea, Rhabditida, Rhabditidae. The record is from the annotation of a GenBank genome assembly.